AGAGGGAGACGUGUGAGUGUAUGUCAGUGAGUGUGUAGUCAGAGCUAAAGAAAGACCAAGAUGUCGACCACAGCUGAGUAUGACUGUAUAGUGAUCGGGGCCGGGGUCCAGGGCUCGUUCACGGCCUAUCAGCUGGCUCAACACAACCAGAGGACUCUUCUGCUGGAGCAGUUCGUCCUGCCCCACACCAGAGGGAGCUCCCAUGGCCAGACGCGCAUCAUCCGCAAAGCUUACGAUCAGGACUUCUACACCCACAUGAUGGAGGAGUGCUACGAGCUGUGGGCUCAGCUGGAGAGGGAGGCGGGCGUAAAACUGUACAGACAAACAGGACUCCUGGUGAUGGGACCAGAGAAGAGUGUGAAUUACCAGCAGUAUAAGAGCACCCUGCAGAAAAACAAGGUUCCCAUGGUGACCCUGACCCCUGACAACUUCAGCCAGCACAUCCCCCAGAUCCACCUGACUGAGGGAGACGGAGCGGUGGUGGACGUCACUGCUGGAGUUCUCUUCGCUGACCGGGCACUUAAAACUGUACAGGGGCAGUUUCAGAAGCUGGGUGGGAUCAUAAGAGACAAAGAGAAGGUAACAGACAUCGAGCCUGGGCCUGUUGUCACCGUGUCAACCACUGCUGGUGUUUAUCGAGCUAAGAGUGUGGUGAUCACCGCUGGACCCUGGGCCAAUAGACUGCUGGCCCACACUGGCUUACAGCUGCCACUAGAGGUGACGAAGAUGAAUGUGUGCUACUGGAAAGAGAAGGUUCCUGGAUCCCAUGGCGUGGAGCAGCGUUUCCCCUGCUUCCUGGUGACUGAGUCUGAGGAGGCCAGAGCCCACAUCUAUGGCCUCCCCUCCAACGAGUACCCAGGCCUGUUGAAGAUAUGUUACCAUAUUGGCAAACGAACAGACCCAGACCAGACGAACAAGCAGACGGACAGGUCUGACAUUGACAUCCUCCAGCGCUACAUUGCCCGCUGUCUCCCAGGCCUGGACCCUGAACCUGCAGUGGUGGAGAGCUGCAUGUAUACGAUGACGCCUGAUAGUGAUUUUGUGCUGGACUGUCACCCCACCUACAGUAACAUUGUGAUUGGAGCAGGAUUCUCAGGUCAUGGCUUCAAGUUUGGACCAAUCAUUGGCAAGCUCCUGUGUGAACUCAGCAUGGGAAAGGUGUCCUCCUAUGACCUUUCCCCUUUCCGAAUCCGACGCUUCCAAGGAAAGAGCAAAUCGGCUUUAUAGAGUUGCUGCUGGAGCCUCAACAUGUCAUCGUGUCUCGUAUAAUUCUAAUUGGAUUCCUCAUGAAGUGGACACCUAUUCUAAAUGGCUGCAAAAAGAGCUAGAGAGCUUGAAUAUCAAGUGUAGACUCAUCACCACUAUUGUUUUAACACUACGCAGUUUCUGGGAGAUGCUUGUUGCACAGUGCUAUAUGAUGCCAUUAUACUAUAUACAGCUCCCAUUAUACAGACCUGCUUUUGAAUGGAUGACAUAAGAAAUAACGUGUGGAAGAAGUCUAGUUGUUCUCGAAACCACAAUAAUGUUGUUUAAUUUACCAGCAAUAAACCUUACACUGCCUCAAUUUGAACUGAUAGAUUGUGAAAAAUGUGUGGUGCAAUUGUAAAAUCACCCUUUUGAGACAUAUGGAUGGUAAUAAAAAAAGCUAUAUUCUUA
Molecule: messenger RNA, 1656 nt
Organism: Platichthys flesus (European flounder)
Lineage: Eukaryota; Metazoa; Chordata; Actinopteri; Pleuronectiformes; Pleuronectidae
Gene: pipox
Product: pipecolic acid oxidase
Exons: 8
Coding region: 61-1227 (388 amino acids)
Cellular component (GO): peroxisome
Molecular function (GO): sarcosine oxidase activity; flavin adenine dinucleotide binding; L-pipecolate oxidase activity
Source: RefSeq, a predicted model, not a curated record